Messenger RNA from Colletotrichum gloeosporioides, 282 nucleotides. RefSeq lists its product as uncharacterized. NCBI's taxonomy places the organism in Eukaryota, Fungi, Ascomycota, Sordariomycetes, Glomerellales, Glomerellaceae. The coding region runs from base 1 to 282 and encodes 93 amino acids. The record is from RefSeq and is a predicted model, not a curated record. The transcript is spliced from 2 exons.
AUGCAGCCGUCCACCCUCUUUUCGAUCGUUCUUCCUUUUGCCCUGGCUUCCCAGGCAGCCGCCCAGAAGUCUUUCUGCAGAGCUGCAGUCGAUAGCAGUGUGAGUAGCACCACCCGUCCGCAUUCCAUGUGUCUAUCUAACAUCCGGCAGAGCGACUUUAGCGGAUGCACGAGCAUUAGGGGCGUCUGCACAACUGCCUGUCCACGCGAGUGCGGUGCUGCAUUCAAGUUGCAGAGCGUCAACGUCGGCGAAGGUGCUUGUGCUUGCUUCUGUACUAAGUAA